AGGGGCGGCUCUGAUUAUCAGCGAGCCAAAUCCGAGCUCUGGGAAAUGGAGACGGGAGCUGCUGCUUUUCCACCCAGCGAUGUGCUGAAGGGAACGGACAGCGAAUGACUGCAGGAAAGCGCUGCUCCCACAUCGCCUCUUCCCGGGAAGCUGGCACACUCCCUGCGCUCCUGAAGUUCCCGCAGUCGCUGGCUCAGGUUGGGGUUAACCACAGCAAGUUCCAUCUGCCUGAGUCCCAGUUUGCAGGGGGUAAGCAGGUGAUUUCUUGUUUUUCCUCCCCUGUGCGUGUGUGAAUACUGAACACCAGAAAGUCUGCUUGGAAGCCUGGGAGAGCUUGAGAAAAGCCACGGAGGAGAGCUGUGGUGGUUCGGAUAUAUUGGACACAAAGUGCUGGCACCUCUGCUCCAGGGAUUCAUAUGGCUUGAAGAGUGAAACUGGAGCCUGGCACUUUCACCUCCAUGGAUCCCCUAAACCUCUCUUGGUACAAUGGUGACAUCGGUGACAGGAACUGGAGCAAACCACUCAACGAGUCCAGUGUAGACCAGAAGCCUCAGUAUAACUACUAUGCCAUGCUGCUCACCCUCCUCAUCUUCGUCAUCGUUUUCGGCAAUGUGCUGGUGUGUAUGGCUGUGUCCAGGGAAAAAGCCCUUCAAACUACCACUAAUUACCUGAUCGUCAGCUUGGCGGUGGCAGAUCUCCUGGUAGCGACUCUGGUCAUGCCGUGGGUGGUCUAUCUGGAGGUGGUCGGUGAGUGGAGGUUUAGUCGGAUCCACUGUGAUAUCUUUGUAACCCUCGAUGUUAUGAUGUGCACUGCCAGUAUCCUCAACCUCUGUGCCAUCAGCAUUGACAGGUACACAGCAGUAGCAAUGCCCAUGCUGUAUAACACCCGCUACAGCUCGAAGCGCAGGGUCACGGUCAUGAUUGCUGUGGUCUGGGUGCUCUCAUUUGCCAUCUCCUGCCCUCUCCUCUUCGGCCUCAACAACACAGAUGAGAAUGAGUGCAUCAUUGCCAACCCUGCUUUUGUUGUGUAUUCCUCCAUCGUCUCCUUCUACGUUCCCUUCAUUGUCACGCUGCUGGUGUACGUGCAGAUUUACAUAGUGCUCCGCAAGCGCAGGAAGCGCGUCAACACCAAGCGCAGCAGCCACGGCCUGGACUCGGACACACAAGCCCCACUGAAGGACAAAUGCACUCAUCCAGAAGACGUCAAGCUCUGCACAGUUAUUGUGAAGUCCAAUGGGAGUUUCCAAGUUAAUAAGCGCAAAGUGGAGGUGGAGAGUCACAUAGAAGAGAUGGAGAUGGUGUCCAGUACCAGUCCCCUCGAGAAAACCACCAUCAAACCAGCGGCACCAAGUAACCAUCGGUUGGUUGUGCCAAUUGCUUCAACCCAGGGCACCAACUCAACCCUGCAGGCACCCUUGGACAGCCCUGGGAACGCAGAGAAGAACGGACAUGCCAAAGAAACCCCUCGCAUAGCCAAGGUCUUUGAGAUCCAGUCUAUGCCCAACGGCAAGCUGAGAACCUCUCUGCUCAAGGCCAUGAACAGGAGAAAACUGUCACAACAGAAGGAAAAGAAAGCCACUCAGAUGCUAGCCAUUGUACUCGGUGUUUUCAUCAUCUGCUGGCUCCCAUUCUUCAUCACUCACAUCCUGAACAUGCACUGCGACUGCAACAUCCCCCCAGCAAUGUACAGCGCCUUUACGUGGCUCGGGUACGUCAACAGUGCUGUCAACCCAAUUAUUUACACCACCUUCAACAUCGAAUUUCGCAAGGCUUUCAUGAAGAUCCUCCACUGUUAAAAGCAAAAUCAGCAACCACGUUUUUAAGAAUGAGAAAAAAAUAAAUCAAUGUCAUUCACGCACACGAUCGGGCAGCUGUGGGGAGGUCUGGAGCUGCUGGGUUGGGCACGAGGCCUACGGUGUUACAGCAGCACCAUGACCCUGCAUCUCUUGGUGGGGAUGUAAGGGGGACCUUCGUGUGGGAGGUUCUCAUGCCUCGAGGUGACCUUUGGACUCUGGGACAUCAAUCCCAAGGGCACUUUUCAGAGCUACCCUCACACUGUGUUCAAAGUGGAAGCAAGAAUCAAGACACACUGACUUGAUUCUUGCCUGAGGCCAUCUAACCUGGAGUGCAUUAAACACAGGCAGGCGCAGAGCCACGGGAAUGCAGCGAGAGGUCGCUGCCGCUGCUGGCUUGUGUGGUAACGUCAUCGACACAAUUCUCACCAAAGACAAGACCAUCUUCUCCGCUUUGCAAUAGGAGCCAGACAGAGCUUGCGGAAACUCCACGCAAUAGCUUUGCCUUCACCUCGAGCUGACUUACAGAGUAUUAAACUGCUGAAGCCUCGCGAAAAAGCUUCAAGAGAUCCCCAGGUGGGCUAAGAAGGUUCUGCCACCUACAAAUCCAAACCCUGCAACAAUGUGGGCCUAUAAGCAACGGCCAGAUGGAGGAAGGGGAACCUAAGUCUCAUGUGGAAGACUACAUCAGUGUAAAUAUGAAUAAAUAGGAUGGAUUGAACAGAAGCUCAAGCCAAAAAAUAGAUGGAGAGAAACUAAAGAAGUGAUACCUUGUAUUGCAUGGUGUACAUUCAGAUAAACUGGACACCAACCGCCAUCUCCCAUCAGCCAGCGCAGCAGUGAUUUCUGCUCACCAGCAUUUCACCUCCAGUCUCUGACAAGAAGGUACAGAACUAGGUGAGGAGUGUCAGUGCGGUGACCGUGGAAACACGAGGACAGUGUGCCAGGUGAGGCACCUGCAGCCGGGUCGUCUCAGGUGUGAACUUGGACAAGUCAGCUGAGUUAGGUGCAGCUCUCGCCUAACGUCAGGGCGCCACGAAGACGAGGACCACCUCAGAUAUGAUUUGCUUAUGUCUCUCAGAGAGAGUGCAGAAUAACAUCGUGCCUAACUUAAAUGAGAUAAAACUGUGUGUUUUGGAAAAAGCCAGAAUAAAAUCCCAAGGAAGCCCCUUGCUAGACUUGCUCCUGUGUCCAAGCUGGACUGUGGAAAGGUCUGGAUGUUCCCAGCAUCCUUACCCUCCGAUGUGUCUCUUUCAUGGGCUGAAACAAUCGAAAACCCGUAACAGCAUCACUUCACCACGCUGACUCUGGCAUUGCCAAAUCCACACUGUACUUACUAAUUGUACUCAGUUCACAACAUAUUUUGUAGUAUCUCUGUAAAUAAAAUAUAGUAAGAUUAAUAAAAUGACAUGGAAAUAG
This is a messenger RNA of Columba livia (rock pigeon), 3212 nucleotides long. RefSeq names its product dopamine receptor D2 (gene DRD2). Bases 459 to 1796 code for a protein of 445 amino acids. Gene Ontology annotation, biological process: negative regulation of adenylate cyclase activity; regulation of dopamine secretion; adenylate cyclase-inhibiting dopamine receptor signaling pathway. Gene Ontology annotation, molecular function: G protein-coupled receptor activity; dopamine neurotransmitter receptor activity, coupled via Gi/Go. The transcript has 8 exons. Gene Ontology annotation, cellular component: glutamatergic synapse; presynaptic membrane; plasma membrane. NCBI's taxonomy places the organism in Eukaryota, Metazoa, Chordata, Aves, Columbiformes, Columbidae. The record is from RefSeq and is a predicted model, not a curated record.